UGAAAAUUGUUAAAUUGUUAAUAGAUGAAGAAAUUUGUUCUUAAGUUCUUAAGUAAUAACACAUUGAAGAUUGAACCUUCACCUCCCAUCUUGAUCUCCGAUGUUGCAACCGUCGUUACCAAACCACAUCCACGGUGGCCGGAGGGGUUAGUUAACACAGAUCCGUAAAAUUGUCAGCUUUUCACAGAUUGACAUUUUCUGAAACCGAAUCAACAUCUCCAAACCCUUGAACAAUUCGAAUAUCACCAAACCCUAACACUAUGUUCCCCAAAAGAAAACCCCAUUCCCGUUUCCCACUCAUUCCCGUUUCUCUCCUUAUCACGUUCUUUUCCUUUCUCAUUCUUUAUUACUAUUACAUGAAACGCGAUUCUCAAUUCAAUGAAUUCUCCCAAACUUCACAUACACUUCAAUGCUCCUCCCAAGCCUUGGCAUUAACCGAGAAAUUCAUGAUGUAUGCACCUCACAGUGGAUUCAGCAACCAGCUUUUGGAAUUUAAACACGCUGUUUUGAUUGCAGGGAUACUUAAUCGAACUUUGCUUGUUCCUCCUGUUUUGGAUCACCAUGCUGUUGCGCUAGGUAGUUGUCCUAAGUUUCGGGUCGUGGAACCGAACGAUAUGAGGAUUUCUGUUUGGGAUCAUAUCGUUGAACUUAUUCGAGAUGGAAGGUAUAUCUCCAUUGCUGAGGUUAUAGAUAUCUCAUCUUUAGUUUCUUCUAGUCUUGUUCGGGUUAUUGAUCUUAGAGAUUUUGUAUCGAUAUGGUGUGACAUCAGCUUAGAUUUGGCUUGUUAUAAUGAUUCGAAGUCACAGUCCUCCUCUUCUAAAAGCCUUAAGCAAUGUGGAUCUCUGCUAGCAGGGUUUGGUGGGAAUAUUGAAAAGUGUAUUUAUGCUAUCAAUGAAGAUUGCAGAACUACAGUAUGGACUUACCAUACAGAUGGUCGUGAGAACGGCGUGUUAGAUUCAUUCCAACCCGAUGAGCAGCUAAAGAAGAAAAAGAAAAUAUCAUAUGUUAGGAGACGGAGGGAUGUAUUUAGGACGCUUGGACCUGGUUCUGAAGCUGAAUCAGCUUCAAUGCUAGCUUUUGGAAGCCUUUUCUCUGCUACAUACAAAGGUUCUGAGUCAUAUGUUGAUAUUCACGAAUCACAUCAGGACCAGAGGUUUUUAUCUUUGAUGGAGAAGAUAAAGUUUCUUCCAUUUGUACCAGAAGUUAUGAAUGCCGGAAAGGAGUUUGCUAAAGCAACCAUAAAAGCUCAAUAUUUUUGCGCACAGCUUAGGUUGCUGGAUGGGCAGUUUAAGAAUCACCAUAAGUCUACAUUUGAUGGGUUAAGACAAAAAUUAGAGUCUUUGAGGCAGAAAGGCCCUCUGCCCAUACAUAUUUUUAUAAUGACUGAUCUUCCUAGAGAUAAUUGGACUGGUACCUAUUUAGGUGAUUUAACCAGUGAUGCACAUAACUAUAAGGUGCAUUUCUUAAGAGAAGGUGAUCAGGUGGUUAUACAAGCAGCCAAAAAACUAACAGCAGCGGGUUACGGAGAGAGAUUUAUUCCAAAUUCAGAGUCUAGAAUUGGUAAUAAGUAUUGUUCCAAUCAGAGAUUGCCUGAUGUACUUCUUUAUGUUGAGCAGGCUGUAUGCAGUUGUGCAUCUCUUGGUUUUAUUGGAACUCCUGGCUCAACCAUUGCUGAAAACAUAGAACUGAUGAGAAAAUUUGGCUCUUGUUCUACGUGAAGUUGACAACUUUGGAAAAUAGUUUUUAUUGUCAAGUACUAAAUCCUAUUGGAAUGAUGGAUAGCUAGUCUAAUCAUGAUAUACCAGGAAAUGAUUGCACAAACCUUGUUUUCCGUCAUCUAUUCUCUUCCCAAGUUUUGAAGACUAGUCAGCUUUGCCAAGCCAUAGUCAUUUAUUAUGAGGCACUGGACGGUCAAGGGAAUUAGAAUCUACUAUGGCUGUUUUGACCCAGAAAAUAAGGUGUUCUUAUGUGAUUGAAAGACUUUCUUUGUCCAAUUGAAAAGUUAUUCUGUUUGCAAUAAAGAAGCACUUAGAGAGUGCAUAGAAACAAAUUCAAGCAAAACGAGCGCAGUUCCUUAUUGCUGAAAACACACAUGGGCUUUUACACAAAAAUAGCUUGUACGGAUUGGCACUGCCAAAAAGAAUGAAUUUGAGAGUCAAGAGUAGCUCAAACAACAUAGACAAAUUUUGCAUUUUGUGUGAUGUCUGUUACAAAUUCUUCCUACAAAGUAUAUGCUAAAUCCCUGCUUCUGCAACUCUUUGAUUCUACUAUUUGUAUGUUCUGUGCUAAUUUAAAUAGUUAUU
This is a messenger RNA of Vicia villosa (hairy vetch), 2303 nucleotides long. RefSeq names its product O-fucosyltransferase 30-like. The transcript is spliced from 2 exons. The record is from RefSeq and is a predicted model, not a curated record. Bases 261 to 1718 code for a protein of 485 amino acids. NCBI's taxonomy places the organism in Eukaryota, Viridiplantae, Streptophyta, Magnoliopsida, Fabales, Fabaceae.